AUGGCUGUUGAGCUCGCUUGCAUAUUCUUCAGGGGCUCAGCAGCACCCACCUUCCCCGUGUCCCUAUCUCAAACAAUUACGGCUGUCGGCAAGAAGAAUACACGUUCUUCUCGUGCAUCGCAACAUGCUGCUGCGAGCCCCAAGCACGAUAGCCGGCCAAAUCCGACGCACUCGCUCUCGCUCUCCUCAUCGCAAAGCAACUCAGUGACCGAGAGAGGCAGCGGUCGUCACCCACCCCGCGAUCGCGACGAAUACUACGACAACGAAGCACGAUGGAAAGAGCACAACAAUGAAUUUCAUAUUGACAGGGUGCUCCUUUUCUCGCCUCUUCCUGACUCUCAUAAACAUGAUGCCCUCAAACGCCGAAUACGACAAUUUCGCCUCUCGUAUUUGCAAAGGCAACAAUCAGGACCAGCUGGGCAACGGAUGAACCGCAGGAUCGAGUCCGGGUUACCGUUUUUAACUGCCUAUGAUCGCGCUUUCUAGAAAAGAUUUUCAAUCGCUGGUUAUCAAGGCUUCGCUGUAUAGCAGCCAACGUAUUGUAUAAUGCUCCUAUGAUCCCUUGUCUUUUUUCAAGCCUUACUGACUUUCCCUUGUUCAUCUAGCUGUCCCGCCGCAGCGUAUCCCAUCCUGGAACGAACCAGAAGAGUCCUAUACUUCGACUACUACUCAGACUAAUACCCCAACAUCUCAUGAGAUGUUCUCAUGAGAGAAGUGAUCUACCUCGACCGU
Messenger RNA from Myxozyma melibiosi, 732 nucleotides. RefSeq lists its product as uncharacterized. Bases 1 to 486 code for a protein of 161 amino acids. NCBI's taxonomy places the organism in Eukaryota, Fungi, Ascomycota, Lipomycetes, Lipomycetales, Lipomycetaceae. The record is from RefSeq and is a predicted model, not a curated record. The transcript is spliced from 3 exons.